Molecule: messenger RNA, 396 nt
Organism: Salvia splendens (bonfire salvia)
Lineage: Eukaryota; Viridiplantae; Streptophyta; Magnoliopsida; Lamiales; Lamiaceae
Exons: 1
Coding region: 1-396 (131 amino acids)
Molecular function (GO): protein dimerization activity
Source: RefSeq, a predicted model, not a curated record
AUGGAUAAUCGAUUUUCUGAAGCUAGCACCGAGUUGCUAGGAUGCAUAGCAUGUCUUGAUCCAAAAAAUUCUUUCUCUCGAUUCAAUGAUGAUCAAGUAAUUCGUCUUGCUACUUUAUAUCAUGAGGACUUCUCUGCAAAUGAUUGUUCACGUCUUCCACUUCAACUUAGUAAUUUUAUUGCUAAUGUACGAUGUGAUCCUCAAUUUAUUGCCUUAAGCAACUUAGGAGACGUUGCUACGGAAAUGGUCAAAAGUGGUAAGCAUUUGGUUUUUCCGUUGGUUUAUCGGAUUAUUGAGUUGACAUUGGUUUUACCUGUUGCUACUGCUUAUGUUGAGAGAGCAUUUUCUGCAAUGAAGACUAUCAAGACUGACUUGCGAAAUCGGAUGGGAGAUUAG